AGUGGGACUCGAACGCACGCAGACACACAGACAGAGUCUCUCUUCCCUCUCUCUUACUUGAAACCAAAAUGCACUCUGCAGCCUCUUUCUCUCCAGGCCCUCAAGCUCAAAUAUACAGCACCUCUUGGAAAAGACCCCCCAAAAUCAACACCAAGGCCCACAAAAGCCUUCACUUCCUCUUCAGCUCAAAUUCCAACACUCUCUUCAGACCUUCGCUCUCUUCCACUCCUUUCCCACUCAACCUCAAAUCUACUUCACACCCAAUUCAGCUCCACCCCUUAGCAGACUCAGUCCAUGACAAUCUCGUCGAAAACCUUGAGAAUUCCGUGAAUUCCCACAUACCCAUCAAUGAAAUCCGCAAAGUUACGCCCUUAGAAUCGUUCCCAAGAAUCUUCAUCCAAGACCCACCUUGGAUUGCCUCACUGUUCUUGAAGGGUCUGUACAAAAAGAGCAACCAAGAAGUGAGAUUGGAGUUCAAGGAAAUGGAGAAGAGGAAGUAUAAUUUGCUAAGGAGGAGGCAGAUUAAGGCGGAGACUGAGGCGUGGGAAAGAAUGGUGGAGGAGUAUAGGGAGUUACAGAGGGAGAUGUGUGAGAAGAAGUUGGCUCCCAAUUUGCCGUAUGUGAAGGCAUUGUUUUUGGGGUGGUUUGAGCCGUUGAGGGAUGCGAUAGAGAGAGAGCAGAAGGUGCAGCGGACGAAGAAGCAGAAGGCGGCGUUUGCGCCUCACAUAGAUUUGUUGCCACCGGAUAAGAUGGCGGUUAUUGUUAUGCAUAAGAUGAUGGGGUUGUUUAUGGUGGGAAAUCAGGAGGGGUAUGUUCAGGUUGUUCAGGCUGCAGUGCAGGUUGGUGUGGCUAUAGAGCAAGAGGUUAGAAUUCAUAGUUUCUUGGAGAAAACUAAGAAUUACCAGAGCAAGAAGAUUUUAGCUGAUACAGAAGAGGGUCUGCGCAAGGAGAAGGAGAUACUUAGGAAACGUGUAAAUAGUUUAAUUAGAACGAGAAGAUUGAAGGACGUGCAAAAGCUAUUGAAGAAUGAAGAAUUUGAGGCUUGGGGUCGAGAUACCCAGGCUAAGCUGGGAAGCCGCUUGAUAGAAUUAUUAACUGAAACGGCUUAUGUGCAACCUCCACUAAACCAGUCACCGGAUGGUCCACCUGAUGUUCGACCUGCAUUCAGGCAUACAUUUAAACCUGUAACAAAUCCAGGGCAGAAAAUUGUGAAGAAAUAUGGAGUUAUAGAAUGUGAUCCUCUAGUCCUUAUGGGGCUUGAUAAAACUGCUAAGCAUAUGUUGAUUCCUUAUGUGCCCAUGUUGGUACCUCCAAAAAAGUGGAAAGGGUAUGACAAGGGUGGACACUUGUUCCUACCUUCUUAUGUCAUGCGUACUCAUGGAUCCAGGAAGCAGCAGGAUGCAGUUAAGAUUGUUCCUGCGAAACAGAUGCAAAAGGUUUUUGAGGCCCUGGAUAUGCUUGGCAACACCAAAUGGAGAGUAAAUAGAAGAGUUCUUAACAUAGUCGAAUGCAUUUGGGCUAGAGGAGGCAAUAUUGCUGGCUUAGUCAAUCGUGAAGAUGUUCCUAUACCAGAGAAACCAUCCUCAGAGGAUUUAACAGAAAUUCAGGAAUGGAAAUGGAAUUUGAGAAAGGCAAAGAAGAUUAAUCGGGAGAGGCAUUCUCAACGAUGUGAUACUGAACUUAAGCUUUCUGUGGCUCAAAAAAUGAGAGAUGAGGAAGGCUUUUAUUAUCCCCAUAAUCUUGAUUUCCGUGGCCGAGCAUAUCCAAUGCACCCACAUUUGAAUCAUUUGAGUUCUGAUCUAUGUCGAGGAAUACUUGAGUUUGCCGAAGGGCGACCAUUAGGGAAGUCUGGCUUACACUGGCUGAAGAUACAUUUAGCGAAUCUGUAUUCAGGCGGUGUUGAGAAGCUUUCACAUGAUGGACGUCUAGCAUUUGUUGAUAAUCAUCUUCGUGAUAUAUUUGAUUCAGCAGACAACCCUAUUAAUGGAAACCGGUGGUGGUUAACAGCAGAAGAUCCUUUUCAGUUCUUAGCUGCUUGUAUUAAUCUUUCAGAAGCCUUAAGAAGCUCAUCACCGCUUACCAUCAUCUCACACUUGCCAAUUCAUCAGGAUGGUUCAUGCAAUGGUUUACAGCACUAUGCAGCAUUGGGAAGAGACAGUAUGGAAGCAGCUGCAGUCAACUUAAUUGCUGGAGACAAACCUGCUGAUGUUUACUCAGAAAUUGCUGUGAGGGUUCAUGAUAUUAUGAAAAGGGACAGCAACAAGGACCCAGCUACAAAUCCACAUGCUGUAUUAGCAAAGAUCUUAAUUGAUCAGGUCGAUCGGAAAUUGGUGAAACAGACUGUGAUGACUUCAGUAUAUGGUGUUACUUAUGUUGGGGCACGGGAGCAGAUAAAAAGAAGAUUAGAGGAGAAGGGUCUCAUUACUGAUGACAGAUUGCUGUUUACUGCAGCUUGCUAUGCUGCUAAAGUAACUUUGGCUGCCCUUGGCGAGAUAUUCCAAGCUGCACGGGGCAUAAUGGGUUGGCUUGGUGAUUGUGCCAAGGUAAUUGCUUCCGAAAAUCAACCUGUGCGUUGGACCACUCCUCUUGGUCUUCCAGUUGUACAACCCUACUGUAGAAGUGAAAGGCAUCUUAUAAGAACGUCUCUUCAGGUUUUGGCUUUGCAGCGGGAGGGUAAAUCGGUAGAUGUUAGAAAACAGAGAACUGCAUUUCCGCCAAAUUUUGUCCAUUCACUUGAUGGUACACACAUGAUGAUGACUGCUAUUGCCUGCAGGGAUGCUGGCUUACGUUUUGCAGGGGUGCAUGACUCCUUCUGGACUCAUGCGUGUGACAUGGAAAAAAUGAAUCAGAUACUUCGAGAAAAAUUUGUGGAGCUUUAUAGCGAGCCAAUCCUUGAAAAUUUGCUCGAGAGUUUCCAGACAUCACAUCCAUCGUUAGUGUUUCCUCCCCUCCCAGCGAGAGGUGACUUUGACUUGCAAAAGGUUCUUGAAUCUCCAUACUUUUUCAACUGAUACUGCAAGACUGACAAAUCAUGACCAUAUUUAUACUUCUUCUGAUGCAAAAAGCAUCAUUGAGUUCUCUGGGAAAGUUCAUCCCAAAUUGAACGGGAAGUUGGAGAAGGAAAAAGUUGCCUGUGGUUGCUUCUGUAAAGGCUGACAAGGACAAAAAUUGGAUGUGCAUGUUCCGGCAAGUCCUGCUGGGACUCUAUCUUGAUAUGGUGAUUAAGAUUGCACAACAGGCUGGUUGUGGAUUGGAGGCUAAUAUGGUUCAGCUUGAUCAUGAAUACAGGAAAGGGAAAUCUCCCAUCCACUGAAAUUUGCCUUGUUGAAAAUUUGCAUAUUACUUCAGUUGAUUUUUUCAAGGGGAAGACAUAGAGAAAGAUGUAAAUACUGCAGCAAGCAUUUCUAUGAGCAAAUUGGAAGAGGUCAUCCUAAUGGCGCAAGAUCAAGUAAAUUCUUUUUUUUUUUCCCAUGUGUUUUCAUGUAUAUACAUUUUGUAUCAGAAUAGAAAGAGAAUGCCAGAAUGGCGUUGAAAGGCAGGAAGAGAUUUACUGUGCAUGUAUAUGCCGAAAAGGCAAACUCAAUUAAUUAUAUCUUUGGGCCAGAAAAUUAAGUUGGAAGGAAUUCAUUUUUUACACUCCA
Molecule: messenger RNA, 3641 nt
Organism: Corylus avellana
Lineage: Eukaryota; Viridiplantae; Streptophyta; Magnoliopsida; Fagales; Betulaceae
Gene: SCA3
Product: DNA/RNA polymerases superfamily protein
Biological process (GO): mitochondrial transcription
Cellular component (GO): mitochondrial DNA-directed RNA polymerase complex
Molecular function (GO): DNA binding; DNA-directed RNA polymerase activity
Source: RefSeq, a predicted model, not a curated record